Messenger RNA from Protomyces lactucae-debilis, 1711 nucleotides. RefSeq lists its product as uncharacterized. Bases 311 to 1603 code for a protein of 430 amino acids. The transcript has a single exon. The record is from RefSeq and is a predicted model, not a curated record. Lineage: Eukaryota; Fungi; Ascomycota; Taphrinomycetes; Taphrinales; Protomycetaceae.
CGGGCAAUGCUGAGUGCUGGACAAAAUUGUGGUGCCAAAGCUAGCUCUGCACGUAGCGUAUUUGUAUGCGUGUAGCCAGCCGUCAUGAUGACCAGGCCUUAUCCUAGUUGUAUUUGUCCUUAGACAGACAAUGGCUAUAUGCGUGGACACUGGACACCUCGAGCCUGCCAGCCUGGCGAUGCAAAUCACAAAUUUGACACUUCGUCUCCAGACAACACAUCUUUAGGCUUUAGCUUCAGAGUGCUAGUACGCCCAAGGCGUUGAGGCCAGAUCUGAAGGCUGCUUCAAGUCUGAUCACAUUGCUGUCUUCAUGCCGCCCUCCAUCAAGAAAAUAGGAGCUGCGCUAGCUCCAGGCGAAGAGCAAUGCCCACUCUGCAAAGCUGUGACAAGAUCUGAUCAAGGCCUGCAAAAGCAUCUCAAGCUGACAUGCUGGCGCCAUUACAAGUCUCCCAUCUGGGUGGCUGCUCUCAAGACGACCUAUGCUGCCGAGAGUGCAGACUACCGGGUCAAAGUCGCUCAACAAGCUAUAGCAAAACGUUUUCAAGCGCAAGAUGCCUUUUUGGCUGCUCAAGGCGUUGAAGGCAUUGCAGCGAUGACUGCACGCAAUUUGUCCAGUAUGACUGAGGGUAUGACGCUAGCAGCUCAAGCAGCUAUCAGAAAGCGCAAAGCCAAGGAGAUGGAGGCAGAAGCCAGCUUUACGUUGGAGCAAGAGACUGAUCCAGCCUUGGCCUUGGAACUGCAAAUUGCAUCCUGUAUAUUCUGCAAGCGUGUUUUUUCAACCAAAAACAUUUAUCGCAAUCAUCUGCAUUACGAGGAAGCAAAGCACUUCAAGUCGCGCAUCUUCAUUGAGGAAAUGGCUAAAAUGUACAUGCCGGGCUUCGCUAUUCUCCGUCUACCGACCAACCUUGAGAAGAUUUGGAUCAAGCAGAAGGAGCAAGCGCUCGCGGACAAGCAAAAAGCGUCAGAAUCGGCUUCGCCUGUUGUUGCGACUGCGCCGUGGAUGAAUAUGCUCGAUUGCGUGCUGUCUCAAUCCAUUGUCGCUUGGUACGUUUGGUACCUUGUCAGUGAAGUGCCUCGAUCAAUACGCUCGACCUGCAAGCUCAACAAUAAGCCUCCUCCAUUUGCAAACAUGCUUGUCAAGAUUGAAGAAGCCAUACAGAAUACAAGCGAAGCGGGCUGUAUUCCAGGAGAGGAUCUCAAGCUUAUGCGAGACUUGUGGAAGUCAGACCCUCGCUUCAAAUCAGCCUUCAAGCGCAUGUCAGCAGCACUCAAGCUGCAAAUGGCAGGCGCGUCCGAUGCCCUCAAGGAAUGCAUUCAGAAGGACAUCAAAGUAUAUCGUGGAGUCUUGCUCGCCUGGCUGCGAGGAUUGCAAGCGUCAUGGCAGCAUUUCGCAUCAAUGGUUACCACGCAUGUUGAACAUCAGUCAUGGUACAAGGAUCGAGCAGUGACGACCCCUCAGCGUGUUGCUGAGCUUCGAAAACACUGGGCCUUUUGGCAGCCUUUAUUUUUGGACAUGGACUUGACGAUGGAUCGAGAGGAAGAACGCUUCAAGCGUGCUAAAGCACUUGAAGUUACGUAUCGCUCCAAGCGUAGUACAUCUUGAAGUCAUCACGCUGCCAGGCUUCCUUAGCAUGGGUCUAAUAGAGCUCUAAGUAGAAUGCCUCCUAAAUAGACGGUCGUAGACUAGACCGUUGCUCAAGUCCAUCUCGAC